Molecule: messenger RNA, 1707 nt
Organism: Closterium sp. Naga37s-1
Lineage: Eukaryota; Viridiplantae; Streptophyta; Zygnematophyceae; Desmidiales; Closteriaceae
Source: the annotation of a GenBank genome assembly
AUGAGCACGGACUACCAAUGGACGGACAACGAUGCGAGCGUGGACUCGUGGGCCAUCCGUGACUUCCACUCCUGGAUCUCCAUGGCCUUCCUCAAGUGGCCUGUCAAGGAUCAGCUGCUUUGCAGUGCAUGCUGGGCGUAUGCGGUGGUGGCGAGUGUGGAGGCUGCGUACGGCAUCGCAUUGAAUCAAGCCGCUCCUCCGCUGUCAGUGGAGUCCCUCUUUGCAGCCAUGGGGCUCACCGAUGCAAACAAGUGCACCGCUGGAGGCUCCCCCACUGCGGCCUUUGAGAAGCUCGUCACUCUUGACGCCAGCAGUGGACUCACAGGAGACAGUGACCCGGCAACACCAUACCCGGUGGCAGCAUUUGAGCGGGCGCUCUUCAAGGGGUACUUCGGGCUCAUGCUGGCAGUGCGGCGCCAGCCAGUGGUGGUUCACAUCCAGGCUACAGCUGACACGUUCUUCCAGUAUGAUGGGGACCCUGCGUGCUACACGGGCAGUCUGAACCAUGUGGUGCUCGUCGUCGGCUACUUCAUCAAUCGAGACGACGGCAGCCAAAACCGUAUUGCUCCUCCAUUUUGGAUCAUCCGCAACUCGUGGGGAGUGGAGUGGGGCGACCAAGGCCACAUGCGCAUGGGCAUUCAGGGAGGGGAUGGCGUGUGUGGCAUCAACGUGCUACCUGGCAUCUACCCCGUUGUCAAGAGUGAGAGGGGGACUCAGCAGGACAUCCGACCAGUGAGCCGUCAGCUUGAGGCACCUUUGACAAGCAACCACUUGCAGCAGCGCCUCCCCGAUCGCAAUAGGCCGAACGCCACCGUUCGGCUUCUCGAGGGCUAUGAGGCGGGAGGGAAGGAGGAGAUCCCGUACGUGCUGUGGUUGGAAGGAUUCUCUGCUGCUUCCCCAUUCGUCGCUCUCCUCUCGCCUGUGUGGUUGUUUCUCACCGCUUCGUCCUCGUUCUCCAGCGAGAUCUCUUCCGAGGUCUCCUCUUCCCCACCCAUAAACCCCGGGUCUGCUUCCAGAUCGUCAGGCUCACCCGGUUCCUCAUUUGCUGGGGGAACUGCCCUUUCCGGUCUAUUGUGGUGCUUCCGCCACGUGCCCGUUCGCAGCGGGAUUUUGGUUCUGGGAAACGCGUUGCGCCCACCCCGUCCUCCCCUGAAGCCACCACGCGCAUCCCCGCGCCCCCCACGCCCAGCACCGGUGCCAUCUGCGGUUCCCACCGCGCCGUUUGUUACCCCGCGACCUGCCGGCAUCCAGGGGGUGCGUCCGCCACGUGGCGGUCCCCAGGUGAUCGUGCCUAGCCUCGCGGAGCGACGAGUCCCUUGCAUUCCCGGAACGCCUCCACCUGCUUCUGCUGAUUCCGCAGGUCCCAGGGGGCGGUCUCUCGCCUGGAUCCGCAGAGCCGCUGUGCCGCCGGGGCAGUGGCGGAGGGUGAAUCUAAGUCGUCGCCAGAGGCAGCGGCAGUCCCGACAGCAGAGCUCUGUGCCGCCCCAGUCUCCACUGCGGCCUCCGCCGCUGUCCCCUCCUCCUGUUGUUCCUGAUCCCCCCGCGCCGCUGUCGCCGGUGGAAUUCUCGUCGCCAACCCCCUCUCUGCUCCACGGGGUCUUCCCGUGGGAGUCGUUGCCGCCUCCGGCCCAAGAUGCUCCUCAUUCCCAGAGCCUGUGGGAGGAAUCCCCCCCUGUCGACCGAGCUCUUCGCGUCGAGCCGGCGUGA